This is a messenger RNA of Callorhinchus milii (elephant shark), 840 nucleotides long. RefSeq names its product protein PERCC1. The transcript has a single exon. The record is from RefSeq and is a predicted model, not a curated record. NCBI's taxonomy places the organism in Eukaryota, Metazoa, Chordata, Chondrichthyes, Chimaeriformes, Callorhinchidae. The coding region runs from base 1 to 840 and encodes 279 amino acids.
AUGGCAGCAGGUGUGAUCAAGAACAUGUCAGAUUUUAGACUAGUGCCUACUUUUCAGCUUCCUUUUCUAAAUCUCAGUGCUCAAGACAUGGAUUUUCAGGAGACAUCCGAAGAAGAGGAAGACAUAGAAGAUGAGAGCGGCGAGAGGGACAUCAAUAAAUGCCCCGAAAGUGAGCACUGGGACCCCAGGUCCCAGCCGUUCACCACCGUGACAAGUAGCACAGAGAUGACAUUGCAGCUCCUGAAUUUCACCGAGUUAAUCAAUAGCGACAUUCAGAAGUACUUUGGCAGAAAAGCCAAGGAAGAUGAUCCUGACGCCUGCAAUAUUUACGAAGACAGAUUUUCUGCUGGGAAAUCAGGCAGGGAGCUGUACUACGCAGAUUUAAUAAGAAUUGCACAGAACGGAGAUCUGGAAGAGGACGACUCCCACGUGCCCUUAACACCUCCCAGAGAAAUAGAUACACAGACGUUGAAAUUGCUCUGCGAUAGAGAAAGCAUUCAGAAACUGGGACCCCUUGGAGAACUGUUUGAAUACGGUUUACGCAAAUACAUGAAACAGGCGAUUUUGAGCAGGAGGAGGGAUGGCAAAAGACAAAAGCUCGAUCGGAAAUACGCCAACAUAAUCCCGAUGCACAAGCGCAGGCUUCCAUCAUCCUUUUGGAGAGAGCCCAUCUCUCCCACCACGUCUGUCUGCAUCCUCCACACCAGCACCCCUGACUUCAGUGACCUUUUGGCAAAUUGGACUUCAGAAUCAAAUGGACAAGACCUCCAAGUUACCAGAGAGAUCGCAAGUGAAAUGAACGGACAGUCACUGGAGUUGGAAUCUUAUCAGGUGAUAUAA